Molecule: messenger RNA, 5070 nt
Organism: Bemisia tabaci
Lineage: Eukaryota; Metazoa; Arthropoda; Insecta; Hemiptera; Aleyrodidae
Molecular function (GO): calcium ion binding
Source: RefSeq, a predicted model, not a curated record
UUUGACAAUGCAUUUCAAGUCCGUGGCUUGAUUUGCAAUGCUCAUUUUGAGAAUCACUGCCACGAUGAAUCAGGAGCCAGUGAUUUCACAAUCUUACUUCCUUUUUUUCACCUUGUGUUUUUCAUUUUCCUUUUAUUUUGGUGGGCCCCUCUCAUUCUGUGACUCUGCCUAAAGUGUCCAAGUCCGUGUUUGUUGUGCUCAAUAUGUUUGCUCACCUCUUAAUCAGUGUUGCUGUGUUAUUCCCCUUUGCAGCGAGUUUAGAUGGGACGGACUCAAUGUUUCGAACAUGCUGUGAUUUGGGAAUAGCAUGGGGCAACGAAGAAAUGCAAUGCAGCAGAAGCUAUCCAAUGCCCAUUCCAAAAAUUCCUGCCGAACAGCAGAGUAUGUGCCUCUCAACUGUCGAGUUAUGCUGCAUCCAAACUGUCAGAUCUGCACAGUGUGAAGAUGGUAUCACAUUAGCCAAAAGCAGUGCCGUAUGCUAUGAUCAAGGACCAGGCAUGGAAAAUUUUAAGCAUUGCUGUGAAGCCUGUAAACUGGGUAUCAUAUUUGGAUCCUUGUCUGCGUCUUGCAAACCAUUUGAUUUCGGAUCUCCCUGGACAUCAGUCUUUGAGUCAUGUUGCUCCAAUGUGAGUGUUCCUCUUUCACCCAGCUUCGCACCAACCUCAUAUAACAACAAUGAUGUAGAGCCUCUGAAUGGACUCAAUAGCAUAUUCUCGCAAACGGAGAAUAUUUGUGAGCUCUUGCCUGGCGAAUUAUGUGAGCAUAUUUGUGUCCCAGUCCCAGGAUCGUACCGUUGUGAGUGCCGCCCUGGAUUCACUCUCAUGGGAGAUGGUAAAACUUGUCAUCAAGAUGCUAUCGGGAGCAGAUGCAAGACUAACAAUCCUUGUGCACAAAGGUGCACAGAUAAUGGAAUCGCUGUUGAGUGUUCGUGUAACACUGGGUACCAACUAAAAUCAAACCAGAAAAGCUGUGAAGACAUCAAUGAAUGUGCUCUGGGCAUUGACACUUGCGACAAAACAAAAGAAUGGUGCAAAAAUGAAAUUGGCAGUUUUUCGUGCAUCCCCAUCAACACAGACAUCGCAAACAAAACCUCCAAAGCAGUUUCUGGAAGAGAAAAAUCGGCUAGCAUUACACCAUCAACAAUGCCCACAGAAGUAAUACGCUGCCCUCUGGGUUUUAAGGCUAACAACGUUCAGAAUACAUGCACAGAUAUUGAUGAGUGCAAAGAAGAGCUUCAUCUUUGUAACGAAGCAACGGAGUCCUGUGUUAAUGUUCCUGGCGGUUAUCGAUGUGUGGCCCGUCAGCAUUCAUCUUCUACCAGACAAACCAAGUCAAAAGCAACGUAUUCAACCCAGUGUGAUAUUGGUUAUGUAUUUAAUGAGGAGGAAAACAAAUGUGUUGAUUUCAAUGAAUGUGAAACCGCACCAUGUGACAGCAAUCAAGAUUGUAUCAAUUCUGUUGGGAGCUAUUAUUGCAGCUGCAAAACUGGUUUUCAAACAGAUAACGUCACCCUGGCUUGUGUGGACAUCAAUGAAUGCCAAACAAAAACUCAUGAUUGUCAUUCGAGCUUGCGGUGUGAUAAUACUAUUGGCUCAUUUCAAUGUGUCCGUUUUACAAGCUGUGGGACUGGUUACACGCUAAAUAUUGGAAGUGGAUUAUGUGAAGAUGAUGAUGAAUGUGCCUUAAAAAUAGACAAUUGCCGCUAUCUUGGGCCUGAUUGGCAGUGUCGCAACACACAUGGCUCGUUCCGUUGCGAAAAGCGCCGCUGUACCUCAGAUAAAAACUCCUCCAACUGUACAAAAAGUACCUUCGAGUGUCCAACUGGAUAUGAAGUGAAUCAAAGUGGAAAGUGUGCUGAAAUAAAUGAAUGUGCCAAAGACAGAAAUCUUUGCGAUCAUAUUUGCGUCAAUCUUCCUGGCUCUCACAAAUGUUCAUGUAGGCCUGGUUUCAGACUUGCAGCAGACGGAAGGACUUGCGAGGAUAUAAAUGAAUGCGCUUUAUUCCGGGAUCGGUACAUCUGUAUGGGGCAGUGUGAAAAUACUAUUGGAUCAUUCCGUUGUUCUUGUCCAUAUGGUUAUAGACUUGGAUCUGAUAAUGUCACUUGUCAAGAUAUCGAUGAAUGCAAAGAUCUCAAUAGGUGUUUAGCUGCUGAUGAAAUCUGUUUCAACAUUAGAGGAAGUUUCCGAUGCAACUCUGUUGCUUGCCCACCCGGUUACUCCAAAGAUAAUGAUCAUAAAAAUCGUUGCAACAGAUUACCGCGUACAUGUGGUUCAGAUAUCUCCUGCACCCAUUUACCAUUGGCUUAUUCGUUCAACUUCAUUACUCUCGUUUCCAAUCUCCCAAUCCCAGCCAACGGUCAGCAGGAACUAAUUUCAUCGCGGGCAUCAAUGAGCGAAAGUACCUCUAUGGAUUUUAAACUCAACCUCGUCAAUGUCUAUGCAACACCUGGCAUCCCAAAAGCUGAUCUGAGUUAUUUCCGUCUACAGCGGGUAGGAUUUAACCAAGCUCUUUUAUUACUGCUUAAGCCAAUUAAAGGCCCCCAAGAAAUAUUUUUAGAGUUAGUAAUGGAGUUUUAUCGGGGCACGACUUUCAUCGGGUCCACUGUCUCAAAGAUCAACAUCAUUGUUUCUCAGCAUGAAUUUUAAUGGAUGUUGUAUGUGAUAAUUUUCAAAUGUAAAGGAAACAUCAUUCAUUAGAAUGAGGUUGUAGAAAUGCAAGUGAAAAGGUCUCACUAAAAAUUAUUUUCAUUUUGUCUUAUGGAUUUGAUGAAUUGAUAAUCUUAAAGUUUUAAUCAGAAGAACUUGAGGCAUUUUUUCCAGUGGAUAUCCAUCAUUAUUGUGAACGAUUCGAUCAUCAAAUUGUCUGGAACAGCACUUGAAGCCUUGCCCAAGUGAAAAUCGGAAGUCAAACAUAAAGCUGAUUUUGAUGGCUAAAAUCGAAACUUGCGUUUCUCAGAAUGAAAAGUUGUAAGUCUCUGUUCAUAUUUAUUUUAUAAUAAGGAGAAUCAACCAAGAGUUUCUAUCAAAAUUUUCUAUGAAUUUUCUGCACUCAUUCUGAAAAAAUGAUGCAAAAUUGCGAGGAGACAUUUUGGUCAUUUUUGCUUGAAGAAAAUCAAGCAUUAUUGGAAAUGUUUAAAUAUUGCAAUGAAGAUGCGCAUUUUUCGCAUUUAGCCAUCCAUUAGCAGGAUCCACUUUAGCGGUACCCUCUAAGUUACUCCAAACCCUCUAUGGUCCUAUGAAACCUUUUUUUUUCUAAAAAUCAUAUAAGAUGGAGAAAUUUUACUUCUUAGACCAAAAAUUUUAAAACUACUCAUGUAUUGAAAUGGUGGUAAAAAGCUGGACAUGCCUCAGACAAUGUACUCACAUAUUUUUCCAAACCGAUUAUUAGUUUUAUUCUUUGGGGCUUUUUUCCCCCUCUUUUUUAAUGUAAAUUAUAAGAAUUGAGAAAUUGGUACUGAAAGGAAUUUGAAAAUUCAUGCGCGCAUUAGCCACAAUUUACUGCAUAUGGCAUACAUACAUCCCCACGCAAUAAAAUUUGCAAAAAUCACAGUAAUACAAGUAUUAUUUUAAAAAUCCACGCAAAAUUUUCUCAAAAGCUGUCGAAGUUUUGAAUAUGUAGCUUGUAUCUCAAUUUAGCAUAUAAAUAGACAGUAAAAAGUAUAAUUUCUUUAAUGUUAAAGGCACUUGCAGUUAGCACUUAACUAAAACUGAAUGAAAUGAAGAGGCAUCAGUGUCAUGAUUCAAUUCCCUUUUCUCUCUAAAAUCUUGCCAUAAUUUCAGUAUUACAAAAUCUUACAACUGUAGUCAAAAUGCUUCCCUGAAAGGCGACGGUGUUAAAGGAAAAAAAAGAGGAAUUUAAUUUGAAAAACCUUUCUUUGUUUCAAUUAAUAAUUUUUCAGCAUAUUUACAAAUAAAUAAAUAAAAAUAAGUUAAGAUCUGUACAGUGCUAAUUCAAAACCUAAGAAAUAAAUGCAGAGUUUGACUCAGUUUACUUCUUCUUGUUUGCACUCCUCCUGCGAACUCGGUUGUUCAACUUCUUGUACUUCUCGUAAGCUUCACGGAUGAAGUUGGCAGCAGUAUCUAUGUUUUCUUCAGUCAAGUAUGACCUCAUGCUAUCACGGACAUUUUCCCUGGCAAGACCAACAAAAGUUAGCGUACAAAGAGGAGUGAAAGCGCAAGUGAGAGUAGUGAGGACUCCACCCAAGGCGACAACACCAGCAGCCCCGGAGACGACAUUCGAGCUACGUGACCACAAUCCACUAAUGUAGUUGAUGAUUCCGGACAGCUGAGGGAAGAGGGUGGAAAUGAUGCUAAGUGCGGUAGGUUCUUCCUCCGGGACAAGGUAGCCUUCAUAACCGGUCUGGACUCCGAAGCCAGAUGGCUCUUCGUAUGAUUGGAGAGAGUUGUCACCUGGAAAGCAAAAGGUUACUCAUGAAUGAUACAGUCUAAAAAAUGUCAGAGAAUUUCGUGGAAUAACCGUUUAAAAAUUAGUAUUUUUUCUGUAUUUUCCGAGAAAAUCUGAAUAAGUACUUUUAAAAGUACUUGGUGGUUAUUUAUAAGCUAAAGAAUGAGAUUUGUGACAAAAUUUGCAGUUGAACUACCACAGUGUUUUCAUACAGCUUUAAUUCCAUGAAUAUGUACAUGAAAUUGAAACUGGAUUUUGUAAUGGGUUUCCGGGAGCUUUCGGUCGGAACUAAUGUGUUGUCAGUCCCCAGCCAUUUUUCUCUCAAAAAUAUGAAGUCCCAAAUCCCUAAAAUAUUCUGUUAUCAUUCUUUCUUCCCUUAUUGAGUUGGAAAAAAUUUUGUCUUCCCCUUCAAUCAAUAGUCAACUUGUGCAUUGGCAUGAGUUCUGCUAAUAGAUGGUGAGAUAUAAAAGCAUCUUCACUUACAACAUAUUUUUUUCUCAUGAGAAGGAAUAUUAUUAUUUCUCAGCAAUUUGCGUGAUUUUGCUUCCAUAUAAGAAAGAAAUCCUGCGGAAGUUCUGUGCAAAAAUUGUUAUUUGUUUUUAAUUUUUUAAAAAAAAAUAUUAAUUGAUUGUAGAAAAAAAUAAUAAAUUAAAUUGAUGCAAUAAA